This is a messenger RNA of Helobdella robusta, 480 nucleotides long. RefSeq lists its product as hypothetical. NCBI's taxonomy places the organism in Eukaryota, Metazoa, Annelida, Clitellata, Rhynchobdellida, Glossiphoniidae. The record is from RefSeq and is a predicted model, not a curated record. The coding region runs from base 1 to 480 and encodes 159 amino acids. The transcript is spliced from 5 exons.
AUGACAUCCAGCGACCAACCAAGUCCACUGCAUUCGACACAGCAGUGGAAACUUGAAGUGAUGAGUCAGGCCAACACCAGUUACAAAAUUCGUCAACAGUUUGGAAUUCCAAAAGUAGCAGAAACAAGUGCACUUCUCGCUUCACCAGUUUGGUAUGAAAAAGAUUACAUUUACAACAGAGCAGCCAGAAUUCUCAUGCAUAGCAAAUCGGAGUUUCUAAGAGCCAAAUGCCUAAAGUGUGACGAAUUGUUGUUUAGUAACAAAUUCAACAGACAGAUUGGUUUGCUGAGGUUUCACCCAUUUGACACACAACUAGCUAUUGUUGAAGAAGUCAAUGUCCAAAUUUAUGAUUGGGACACAAAUUCAAAGUUGGCAACGGUACACAAUAACAAACCUCACACUCGAAUCACUUACCUCGAAUUUAUAAACGCGUAUGAUAAUACGCUGCUAAUUACUGGAACCAGUGAGUUUUAUGAAUAG